AUGCAAGAGUUCAUAUCCUUCCUUGACACCAAGAGUGAACAGAGCGCUGUCCACGAGUGCAUAUACAGCCCUGAUCUGGACGAGAAGAAAGCGGGUAUCUUUUUAAUAGUGUGCCUGGCGGAGACAUCCAUAGAUGGAGAAUCGAACAGGGUUGUCCGCUUUGCGAACUUUCUGCUCAAGGUCCUCACUAUGCCGAAUAUGGAUGAAGCUGGCAUGGAAUUGGCUACCAGAGCUCUUGCCUUCCUGAUUCAGACCUCCAAAUCUUAUGCUGCGGAAUUGGUGGAGAAAUGCCUUGAUCAGUGCUUAGAAUGGCUUGAGGAACCCACAAGAAAUGAGCAACGACGUUUGGCUUCUGUGCUGUUGGCACGAGAACUUGCGAUGUUCACUUCCACGUCGUUUUUCCUUCGGGCUAAUGUGUUCUUCAAAAGCAUUUUCACCGUGAUUAGAGAUCCAAAGCCGCAAGUUCGAGUCGCGUCCAUAAAUGCGCUCCAUGCAGCUCUUACUAUCACUUCUCAACGGGAGGCAAAGCUCAAAACGGAAUGGUACACGGUGAGCACAUAUAAUUGUGACUUUCGCGGUCGCUUAUAAGA
This is a messenger RNA of Cylicostephanus goldi, 590 nucleotides long. The record is from the annotation of a GenBank genome assembly. Lineage: Eukaryota; Metazoa; Nematoda; Chromadorea; Rhabditida; Strongylidae.